Messenger RNA from Frieseomelitta varia, 1793 nucleotides. Its product is annotated as b(0,+)-type amino acid transporter 1-like. NCBI's taxonomy places the organism in Eukaryota, Metazoa, Arthropoda, Insecta, Hymenoptera, Apidae. Gene Ontology annotation, cellular component: membrane. The record is from RefSeq and is a predicted model, not a curated record. The coding region runs from base 277 to 1734 and encodes 485 amino acids. The transcript has 3 exons. Gene Ontology annotation, molecular function: L-amino acid transmembrane transporter activity. Gene Ontology annotation, biological process: amino acid transmembrane transport.
AGCGACUAACUGACCCGUUAACACUUCAGUCUCGUUCUGGACAUCUUCCGAUAACGUCAUAUUGUCUUCGAUCCGGCUCUAAGACACAAGGAAGCCGAUUCGUGUCUUCGUUACACGGAUUGAAAGUAGAGCCGAUCGAAGGCAGUUUAGAAGUCGGGCGUGUGGCACGCGCGAUGUGUUUGAAUUAAAAGAAAGAAAAGUUCGCUAUAGUGCUGGUGAAUUGGAUAAUAUCUGGUAAUCAGGACUCGUUAAGAAUUUAGUUGAACCUUGUGCAAAAUGGAACAAGUCGAGGAAAAAGGAAAUGAAAGAAUUGCGCUAAAACGAGAGCUAGGUCUCUUCAGCGCAGUAAGCUUCAUCGUAGCUGUUAUGAUCGGUUCUGGAAUUUUUGUGUCCCCGACCAGUGCUCUUGAGAGAUCAGGAUCCGUCGGUUUUUGCCUAAUUGUUUGGAUUAGUUGUGGCAUAGUGUCUCUUCUAGGAGCUCUCGCAUUCGCCGAAUUAAGUACAGUUGUACCACGAUCCGGAGCUGAAUACGCAUAUUUUAUCGAAGCUUUUUCACCCUUGCAUCAAUAUGCUGGACAAAUACCUGCAUUUAUAUGUUCCUGGGUUUAUGUGAUGCUACUACGACCAGCAGAAGUGGCUGUAAUUAUGUUAACAUUCGCUGAAUAUAGCGUGCAACCAUUUUCCGGAUAUUUAAGCAACCUUUCCGAGGAAUCGACGUUUAAAUUGAAAAAGCUCAUAGCUAUUCUAGCUCUUGGAUUGAUCACAUACAUCAAUUUAACCAGCGUAAAGUUAUACGUUAAAGUUCAAAAUAUAUUCACUGUAUGUAAAGUAGGUGCGUGCAUUUUUGUAAUCAUUGGUGGAAUGUGGUGGUUAUGUACCGGUCAUACGGAAUUGUUGAAGAAACCAUUUGAUGGUACUACCGAUUCACCUGGUGACGUAGCGUUAGCCUUUUACAGUGGAUUAUGGGCUUAUGACGGAUGGACUUCCGCUGCAAUCGUUACGGAAGAGAUCCAGAAACCAGAAGUUAAUAUUCUUAAAAGUAUUCUAAUUGCGGUACCUUUGAUUACCGUGUUAUACGUUUCGAUGAAUUUAAUGUACAUGGCUGCUUUAACGAUACCGGAAAUGAUAAGCGCACCAGCUGUAGCAGUUCUCUGGGCGGAAAAAGUUCUGCCCUCCUGGUUGAGCUUUGUAAUACCUUUUGGUGUCGCUUUAUCUACUUUUGGAUGCAGUCUUAGUAUUCAAUUUGGAGUAUCCAGACUCUGCUACGUAGCCGGAAGUGAAGGCCACAUACCCAGAGUCUUUAGUUUUGUGCACAUUGAGAAAAUGACUCCAGCCGCAGCAGUAGCAUUUCAAGGCUUGCUUGCGUUAUUCUGUAUGCUUUUGGGAGAUAUUAUCGCACUUAUCGAAUUCGCAAGUUUUUUGACGUGGGUGUUCUAUGGACUUGCGAUGUUGUCGUUAAUAAUUAUGCGACGAACGAAACCAGAUGCAUCUAGACCAUACGCAGUACCAAUUAUGAUACCUUGGAUAAUAUUGAGUAUUUCUAUUUUCCUGGCUGUAACACCGAUUAUUCACGAACCAUCGUUCAAAUAUUUAUUUGCACUAUUAUUUAUUCUUUGCGGUAUAGGCAUCUAUCAUACAUACGUUUACAAGAAAGUUAGAAGUUCUUUAGCAGCGAAAAUUACAUACCUGAUUCAAAUAUUAUGUCUAGUUGUCGCUCCAGAUAAAAAAGACUGAUGUGGAAUAAUUUUUCAUUUCAUACGAAUUUAAUUGUACAUACUGAGAUUUUCGUAAUA